CUUCCUCACUACACCAUGGUCCGCGGUUCUGACAUCCUCAUCGCGCUCAUCGCCAUCAUCUUCCCACCCGCAGCGGUGGCCAUGAUGACCAGCUGCAGCUGCGACCUCAUGAUCAACAUUGCCUUGACUCUUCUGGGCUACCUCCCAGGUCACAUCCACGCGUUCUGGAUCCUCUACAAGAAGAUGCGCGCAGAGGAGAUGUACGGCGCAACCGGGUACAUCUACGUCGGCAACGGCGAGUACCAGCCGUCCAACGACCCGCGUCCUCCUCCCCCUCACUACGGCCAGAACUAUGGUGCCACCGGCCAGCGCUACUAGGCUUGAGCCGCAUACGCGACCCGCGCCUGAAUGCGAUAUUUUCACGAAUCCCACAGCCUUGUUCGCCGCGCAUUUUUCCGCACAGGGCACUGUUUGAAACCCGAGAUUUGUUGAUACAGAGCGGUGCGCCCCACACGCCCGGAAGGUCCCUCUAUGCUAUGCACACUGUUGACACGAACCAUGGUUAUGAAAGGGUUGAUUUUUUUCCGCAUGCAAAGGCAAGACUUUGAGACACUUCGUGACAUGAUGCAAGUGCGCU
Messenger RNA from Cutaneotrichosporon oleaginosum, 577 nucleotides. RefSeq lists its product as uncharacterized. Gene Ontology annotation, cellular component: membrane. The record is from RefSeq and is a predicted model, not a curated record. NCBI's taxonomy places the organism in Eukaryota, Fungi, Basidiomycota, Tremellomycetes, Trichosporonales, Trichosporonaceae.